This is a messenger RNA of Clonostachys solani, 873 nucleotides long. The record is from the annotation of a GenBank genome assembly. Lineage: Eukaryota; Fungi; Ascomycota; Sordariomycetes; Hypocreales; Bionectriaceae.
AUGGUUACCACUCUGUUCGGGGCUGGAGAGUACUUCAGAGGCUGGUCACCCGCGGCUGCGCUAGAGGCCUGUCUUGCACUUUUCGCAACCAUUGACUUCGACCUGACCCAGCUUGGGACCUCGCUGAGAUACGCCCACCAGCCCCCGUCGCCAUUGAGCCCGCCGUACUGGGAUACGGAUAUGGAUGAGAAAAUGAGCAGCCCCGAGAGUGCUAGUGACGCCAGUGUCCAGUCGCGCCACGGCAGACUGAGGGAGGACGACAUUGAGUCGUUGGUGCGAAAGCCCUUGGCCUUGGAGUCGCGAUGGGGUUCCAGCAGUGCCCACGGGCUCCCGUACCUGAUCAGCCGGCCACCUCCCGCCCCGCCGUUAACACCCCCGGAGUUGAGUUCCACCGUCUUCACGCUGGAUGUGCGCGCCCAGGGCCAGGAUAGCUUCAUCCACCAGCCCAACCCGGACUACACCUCUGCCUCGACGCCCAGCUCGGGCUCGCAGCCAAGCACGGUGGUGACAACAUCGUACCCGCGGCGGUUGUCGUACAACAAGACUGUUCCAAUUGGCAUUCCUGUCUCACGGGAGUCUUCUUCACACUCUGACACGGACUUGGUCUUCCCGGCCAAUUCCUACCCGCCCACCAGCCCUGUGUUGCCACCACCGCCAACCUUCCCCGAACUUCUCAAUAACGAUCCUGCCGACGAGGCCAAGAUCGGCCUUCAGGGCGAGCUUGUUGCAGUGCUCGAUCAAGAUGGGUCAGGCUGGACACGUCACACUCGGGUGUACGGCGGCGGGGUUUGUCUCGCCUGCGCCGCCGCAGGCCGAGAACACGGCGAAGGUGGUUAUUACGGCGACACUGUGAGCCCAGAAGAGCGACGUUAG